CCAGCUGGCUGUGAAUGGGCAGGAGAGAAGUGACGUAUCAGGAAGUGAAACGCGAACAGAAGUAGAUGGCGGGAGAGCGGAAAUACGUUAAAACAGGCGAAAAACGACAAGCAGAGUGAAAGUAAACCUGUAAUGUGGAGGAAACGGACAGUGAGCGCAGUGUAACCGUGACAACGACACACGAGGACGGAUUUAACGUGAUCAUAAAAUCGUCUCCAGACGGUCGUCGUUCGGUGACGAUAAUGGAUCUGUUUGCCAAAUGCCAUUAAGCUGUGAAGAACGAGAGGUGCUGUGGGUGUGGCCAUGGCUGCUGUUUGAUGAAGUGGACUGAACUUAAAGGAGAGACACAAAUUAAAGUACUGAUCCCGUCACAUUAGUGCGGAUUUGGUACCAAUACCACUGUCGGUAUCGCUUCUAUCGAUGCUUGUAUCGAUCCGCCCAGCCCCAGUUGAAGCAGCAAUGAGUUCGUAUCAGUAUCUGAGAGAGUUCAUCAAGCAGAGACUAACUGCUGUUUGUGAAGAAAUCUUCUCAGAGGUUCAAAAAACCAUCGUCCAGUAUGAGGAGGAGAUCAACCGUCAGCACAGACUGCUGGAUAUCAGCCGGACACCCGACAGAAACUCACACAUCAUAGGCCUCUCACAACAGCAUGACUGUGAGGAAGAGGAGGGUCUGGAUGAGGAGCAGGUCUGUAACCAGCAGAGGAACUCCAGUCUGGACCAGGAGGACCCAGAGCCUCCACAGAUUAAAGAGGGACAGGAGGAGCUCUGCAGCAGUCAGGAGGGAGAGCAGCUUGGACUGAAGCAGACUGAAGGCAUUAUCGUCUGGACUGAUGAAGAGCAGCUCAGACUGCUGGGGACCAUCUGGAAACCUGAGAUAAACUUGCACAGAAAGGACCUCCGACACCAACACAUUUGUGAGAAGGAAGUUCUCACAGACCAGCAGGCCUGUAACCAGGAGAAGAACUCCAGUCUGGACCAGGAGGAUCCAGCGCCUUCACAUAUUAAAGAAGAACAGGAGGAACUCCGCAGCAGUCAGGAGGGAGAGCAGGUUGAACUGAAGCAAGAGACUGAUAUCUUCAUGGUGACUCGAUCUUAUGAGGAAAGUGACCACAGUGAACCAGAGUCAAACAAAGAGCAGCUCCUUUUUCACAGCUCUCCUGAAGCAGAGAGCCAAGAUCAUGAAGAAAAGCAUGUGGACUCAGAAUCAAGUAAAAAUGCAGAGCUGAAGAAGAGGAAACACAGUCAGAGCUUGGACAACACCACUGUGUCAGAGAGUCAAAGUAAAUCUGACAAAGUGAAAAAGUAUGUACAAUGUGAAAUCUGUGGGAAAACCUUACAUACAUCUAAUCUGACUGCACAUUUAAGAGUUCAUACAGGUGAGAAACCACAUUGUUGCACCACUUGUGGCAAAGGAUUCAUUCAGAAAUCAAAUUUGAAGCGUCAUUUGAGAACACACACAGGUGAGAAGCCAUUUACUUGUAGCACCUGUGGGAAAAGUUUCGGUCUGAAACCAGAGUUGCAACGCCAUCUAAGAAUUCACACAGGUGAAAGGCCACAUUGUUGUAACACUUGUGGGAAAAGAUUUACUGACCUGUCAGGGAUCAUAGCUCACAGGAGAGUCCACACAGGUGAGAAGCGGUAUUCUUGUAGUACUUGUGGGAAAAGAUUCAUUCAGAAAUCAGGAAUGAAAACUCAUGUAAGAAGUCACACAGGUGAGAAGCCGUAUUCAUGUAGCACGUGUGGGAGAAAAUUUAGUCAUAAAUCAACACUGCAAACUCACGUAAAACUUCACACGGGAGAGAAACCACAUUCUUGUAGCAUCUGUGGCAAAAGCUUUGUUCAAAAGCCACACUUAAGUAGGCACAUGAAAAUUCAUGUUCAAAAAACCAUCGUCCAGUAUGAGGAGGAGAUCAACCGUCAGCACAGACUGCUGGAUAUCAGCCGGACACCCGACAGAAACUCACACAUCAUAGUUCCUGAAGACCUCCCACAACUACACGACUGUGUGGAAAAUGAGAGUGUGGAUGAGCAGCAGGUCUGUAACCAGGAGAUGAACUCCAGUUUAAUCUUUUUCCAGAUUAAAGAGGAACAGGAGGACCCAGAGCCUCCACAGAUUAAAGAGGAACAGGAGGAACUGUGCAGCAGUCAGGAGGGAGAGCAGCUUGGACUGAAGCAGGAGGCUGAUACCUUCAUGGUGACUCUAACUUAUGAGCAAAGUGACCACAGUGAACCAGAACCAAACAGUGAGCAGUACCUUCCUCUCAGCUCUCCUGAAGCAGAGCUGAAGAAGAGAACAGAUCAUGGUAAAAGUCUAGACGACACUCUUGUGUCAGACAGUCAGAGUAAAACUCAUACAAGGAAAAAUUCUGUGCAAUGCAACACCUGUGGAAAAAUGUUUCCCUAUAGAUCCCAUCUGAUUACACAUCUGAGAGUUCACACAGGUGAGAAGCUGUAUUCUUGUACCGUUUGUGGGAAAAGAUUUGGUCAGAAAUCCGAUUUGGAACGUCAUGUAAGAAUUCAUACGGGGGAGAAACCGUAUUCUUGUGCUAUUUGCGGUAAAAAAUUCAGAGAGAAGUCAGGUAUGGAGCGACAUGUGAGAAUUCACACAGGUGAGAAACCGCAUUGUUGUAGCAUCUGUGGGAAAAGAUUCAUUCAGAUGAUACAAUUAAAGAAACACAUGAAAAUUCACACUGAGAGAGCCACACACCAAACGCAAAAAGCGUUUACUGAAUCAGUCACGUGGUACGGCCGAACGUCAACACGAAGGUCAUCAAAACGAGCCCGACACAGACGUCUGUCAUUUUUUCCCUGUCCACGUUUCACUCCAGUAGGUGGCAGUAAUACACCUGUAAGCUGGUUUGCCAACUGCCAUCAAGCUCAGAAGAAGGAGAAGGAAGGAAGUGGAGGGCAAGUGUGGCUGUUUGAGUGGAGCGGUGUGUGCAGACAUGGCUGCUUUUUAACGAAGCGGACUGAAGUCGGAAGAGAGACACAAACUAAAGUAUUGAUCCCGUCACAUCAGUGUGGAUCUGAUCCCAACGUCGGCUUCACGUCAUCGAUGCUUGUAUCGAUCCGCUCAGCCCCAGCCUCAGCAGCGAUGAGUUCAGCUCAGUAUCUGAGAGAGUUCAUCAAGGAGAGACUAACUGCUGUUUGUGAAGAAAUCUUCUCAGAGGUUCAAAAACCCAUCGUCCAGUAUGAGGAGGAGAUCAACCGUCAGCACAGACUGCUGGAUAUCAGCCGGAAACCCGACAGAAGCUCACACAUCAUAGACCCCCUACAACAACACAACUGUAAGGAAGAGGAGGACCCAGAGCCUCCACAGAUUUACAAGGAACAGGAGGAACUCUGCAGCAGUCAGCAGGGAGAGCAGCUUGGACUGCUGGAGACCAUCUGUGAACCUGAUAUAAUGUCACACAGAAUAGACCUCCAACAGCAGCAUGUUGGUGAGGAAGAGGAGGGUCUGGGUGAGGAAGAGGAGGGUCUGGAUGAGCAGCAGGUCUGUAACCAGGAGAGGAACUCCAGUCUGGACCAGGAGGACCCAGAGCCUCCACAGAUUAAAGAGGAACAGGAGGAGCUCUGCAGCAGUCAGGAGGGAGAGCAGCUUGGACUGAAGCAGGAGGCUGAAGCUUUAGCAGACAACACUGCUGCUUCAGAGAGUCAAACUGAAGCAAGGGAAAAGUCUCUACAGUGUGACACUUGUGGGAAAACGUUUCAGUAUAGAUGCUUACUGGCUGCACAUUUGACAGUCCACACAGGAGAGAAACGGUUUCCUUGUAGCAAAUGUGGCAAAAAAUUCAGUCAGCUGACACGCUUGAAAAAUCACAUGAGAAUUCACACAGGUGAGAAGUCGUAUCCUUGUAGCACCUGUGGAAAAGAAUUCAGUAAAAAAUCAGCUCUAAAAUCUCACGCGAGAGUUCACACAGGCGAGAAGCACCAUUGUUGUAGCAUCUGUGGGGAAAGUUUCAUCUGGAGUAUGCAGUUAAUACGGCACAGGAGAAUUCACACAGGUGAGAAGCCAUAUUUUUGUGGUACCUGUGAGAAGAGAUUCAUUCGGAAGAUACAGUUAAAGGAUCACAUGAGAAUUCACACUGGCGAGUGUCCGUACUCGUGUAACAGCUGUGGGGAAAAGUUUAUUGACCUAUCAGCAUUGAAAGCUCACGUGAGAAUUCACACAGAUGAGAAGUCGUAUCCUUGUAGCACCUGUGGAAAAGAAUUCAGUAAAAAAUCAGCUCUAAAAUCUCACGCGAGAGUUCACACAGGCGAGAAGCACCAUUGUUGUAGCAUCUGUGGGGAAAGUUUCAUCUGGAAUAUGCAGUUAAUACGGCACAGGAGAAUUCACACAGAUUAACUGUUUCAUGCUUAGAGAAUAUGGGGACAGCUGCGAGUUAUAACAGUGUGCUGGUGGUAGAGCCGACACAGAGGAGCAGCCUUUUGCAGGAGUCUGCUCCUGUUGUGUAGACUUGUUCAGUUGUUUAUUAUCCAGGGAUCGAGUUCUGUUAUUGUUCUACUGAAGCCUCGUCUUUUUCUUUUUUAAUCAAAGCAAGAGUAACCAAAGCUGAGUGUGUUCAUUCAGGUUUUUAAGUCUCAGACAAACAUCUGGUUUUAGUUUUUAUAUAUACUUGAAUAAAUUGUCUCACAGUCACACAGUGUAAUGAUUUUCAGGCAUGGUACUUGGACUUUGCUGUUGUUGUUGUUGUUUUUUAAUAUAAAAAAUCCAGCUGUGUCUGCUAAAUGCAGAAUAAACUAAACUAAAUAAAGAUUACCUUCAAACUUCUUUUGACAGAGUUUCACUUUCAGGAGGAAAAUGUUUUAAUAAGUCAUAAUAAGUCACUUAUUGUGAAUUACAAAGUCUGUGGCACAAGAAAUCCAACAGCAAAUGUCUUCUGCCUGUUGUAGCUGCUACUAGGAGUGUUUAUUUGUUGGAGGGUGACAUGUUAUCAGAACGAGUGCAUAAUCAGCUCAAACCUGUCUGUCUAGAACACUUCCCUUGUGGGCCAGUGGUGCAAUGGACAAUCAUCUGACUGGAUUUUAAAAAAUCCAGGUUCAACUUCUGGCUGCUUUAGUCUCUUUGCAGCCUCCCUAUGAGGGCGUGAACACACUUUAUGGACAUGUAGAUACUGGGUACGGGAGAGAUGCUGGUGCUAUUAAUCGUUUGGAUUCAAAUGAAGGUUAGAACAGCAGCUCUGAUGUCUUGUGUGUAACUGUAUACUGAAAAUAUCACAGUGUCACGUCAGUGCACUCGUAGAAUAAAAAAACAAGAGCUUCAUUUCUUUGA
Messenger RNA from Pundamilia nyererei, 5271 nucleotides. Its product is annotated as zinc finger protein 62 homolog. The coding region runs from base 421 to 4344 and encodes 1307 amino acids. The transcript has 9 exons. The record is from RefSeq and is a predicted model, not a curated record. NCBI's taxonomy places the organism in Eukaryota, Metazoa, Chordata, Actinopteri, Cichliformes, Cichlidae. Gene Ontology annotation, molecular function: DNA-binding transcription factor activity; RNA polymerase II cis-regulatory region sequence-specific DNA binding. Gene Ontology annotation, biological process: regulation of transcription by RNA polymerase II.